AUGCCGAUAGCAUCCAUAGAGCCCAUGCAAAUUGAUGCUCCACCUGGAAGUCCAGAAGACAAUGAAAAUGAAGAAAUUGAGCAACACAUUGUAGAGAAUACUUCACUGAAAGAAACAGAGCAUAAGAAUGAUUUGGAAUCGUAUGCAAGUCAGUACAGUGGCUUUGCAAAGCUCAAUCGACUGCUUUAUGUGGCUGACCAUUGCCCACCAUUGCGUGUAGAGGCAUUGAAAUUGGCUGUUACUCAUAUCCAGACAACAUACAAUGUGAACCUGUAUCAGAUCAUUCACCGCAAGUUGUUGGAGGCAUCUGGGAGAUUGCCUGGAGGGGGCAAUAGUGCUCCAAAUGGCCCUGGCAGUGUGCCAGAUGUGGCCAGUCAGGACAUGGGUCAUAAUAUCCCCCCUUAUGAUUCUCAGUGGGCUGAAACCAGGUCAAAGAAAGCUGCAUUGAAGCUGGAGAAACUGGAUACAGAUUUGAAGAAUUACAAGACCAACUCAAUCAAGGAGAGCAUCAGGAGAGGCCAUGAUGAUCUUGGGGAUCAUUAUUUAGACAUUGGAGAUCUGAACAAUGCCUUGAAGUGCUACAUCCGUGCAAGAGACUACUGCACGAGUGGAAAGCAUCUUAUCCACAUGUGCCUGAAUGUAAUCAAGGUCAGUGUCUACCUUCAAAAUUGGUCUAACGUGCUGAGUUAUGUGAGCAAAGCAGAAGCCACACCUGACCUUGUGGAAGCGAAGAAGCAGCAAAUAAGUCACAGCAAGAAUGGGAAUGCAAAAACCAUCACCCGGUUGAAGUGUGCUGCAGGCCUUGCUGAACUGGCUACUAAGAAAUACAAGUCAGCUGCCAGACACUUCCUGAUGGCCAAUGUUGAUCACUGUGAUUUCCCUGACUUGAUGUCUCCCAGCAAUGUAGCAAUUUAUGGAGGCCUCUGUGCCUUGGCCUCCUUUGAUCGGCAUGAACUCCAAAAGCAUGCUCUCUACAGUGAAAUCCGCAAUCGAGCCCUAAUCCAGUACUUCAGCCCAUAUGUUUCAGCUGACAUGCAGAAGAUGGCUGAAGCAUUCAAUACAACUGUGCUGGGACUUGAAGAUGAACUCAUGCAGUUGAUUCUUGCUGGUCAGAUCCAAGCCAGAAUUGAUUCUCACAACAAGAUUCUGCAUGCAAAGGCUGUUGAUCAGAGAUGCACCACCUUUGAGAAGGCAUUACAAGUGGGAGAUGACUUCCAAAGAAGAGCCAAGGCACUGAUUCUGCGAGCAGCAAUCCUCAAAGCUCAGAUUCAGGUCAAGAGGCGCUAUGCCAUCCAGGCAGCGACUAAAACAAGCGAGAAGUCCAAGCAUAUUCCACCAAAGGAAGAUCCUAUUGUGACUGCUCUUCCAAAUGGAAUUGUGGUUGCAAGCCAUGAAAAUUAUUGUCCUGUUUCACGGAUUGGCAUCUUUGUCAAGGCUGGUUCACGUUAUGAGAGCAGUUCAAAUGCUGGUGUGAGCCACAUGCUUCGGAUUGCUGCUGGUUUAGCAUCAAAGAAGGAGACAGCUUUUGGGAUCACAAGAAACAUCAUGCAAAUUGGUGGAAGCCUCACAUGCAGUGCAAGCAGGGAGUAUCUUGCUUACACCGUUGAAUUCCUCAGGGAUGAUGCGUAUGUUGCUCAGAAUCUGGAUGAUUUCGUGAAGGAAACAUUCACAACCAACCGUUUAGCGAUUGCUGGUGUUGGAGUGGACCACAAACUCCUGGAGAACUUUGCUACAGCAUGUAGUUUGCCUGGUGGGGAAGGAGAUAAGACUCCCAGUCCAUAUGGGGGUGGUGAAAUCCGUAUUGAGUGUGGAGGUCCCCUUACCUCAGUAGCCAUGGCCGUAGAGGGGUUCAGUGUGCAAGAUGCAAAAGCAAUGGCAGCUGGAGCCAUUUUUCAGCAUGCCCUUGGUACCGGCCCAUAUGUGAAGCGAGGUAUGAGUGCAGGAGUACUGAGCAAAGCUGCUGCAAGCUCUGCUUCAGGUUCUUUUGCAGUGUCAGCCCUCAACAUGAACUAUAGUGAUGCUGGACUUUUAGGCUUCUAUCUUGUAGGCCAGCCAGAUGAAAUAGACAAGGUGAUGAGAAGUGUUGCAGCCAAGUUCAGGGGAGGAAAUGUGUCAGAUGAAGAUUUACAACGAGGCAAGGCAAGUCUCAUUUCACAUAUCCUGAUGGAUUGUGAGAACAGUGAGAAUGUGCUUGAAUGCUUGGGAGUCCAGGGCCUCCUCAUGAAGAAAUACAAAACACCCCAAGAACUUAUCCACUUCAUAGAAUCUGUAUCAACUGCUGAUGUCAAUAAUGUAGCCAAAAAAGUGGCAUCAGGAAUGGGAAAUGCAGAUUCUAAGCACAGCUUUCGAAAUGCUGUCAUUCAGCUGACACAGAAACGCCAGCCUGUGGACCCCAGUGAUGAUGCAUUCUGGGAACAGUUUUGGUGUGAUCAAGACACAAUCCCUGCUGACUUCUUUACCCAUGUCCCAUCAACUGAGAUUAGGACCCUCAGGGAAGAGACUCCCAGUAACUUGGCUACAUUGUGUUAUAAGGCAGUGGAAAAACUCGUCAAAGCUGUAGAUUCCUGUAGUGUUACCACUCACCAGGAACAGCUAGCUGUGCUGAACUGUGUGAGGAUUCUGAUGAGAUUACUCCCAUACAUAUUUGAGGACCCAGAGUGGAGCAAUUAUUUCUGGUCCAGACUCCCCAGUCAAGAAGGAAAAGAUGACAAUCUUCUUCUGGCAGAGUCUCUCCUCCUCACCCUUUCUGAUUUGCUGUUCUGUCCUGAUUUCACAGUGGCAUCAACCAAGAAAGGAGGACCAGAUCGCCAUGAAGAUCUGCAUUCAAUUGAUAGCUGUGAAUACAUUUGGGAAGCAGGAGUCGGUUUUGCAACACCUCCUCCCCAUAAUCCACAGCAUGACUUGAACAGGACAGAGAUUCUUAGACUGCUCCUCACCUGCUUCAGUGAAACCAUGUACUUCCAUCCUAAUGAGGAAGCAUCCACAAGGCCAAGCCGUUGGGUUCGCUACUUCACUUCAACAGAGAAUCGUCAUGCCCUACCCCUCUUCACAUCCCUCUUGAACACUGUCUGUUCAUACAAUCCAGCAGGCAUGGGCGUACCUUAUAAUCAUCUACUCUUCACUGAUCAUCGAGAACCUCUUGUAGAUAUUGCUCUUCAACUUCUGAUAGUUACUUUGGAUGUGGACUCUUCCAACAGUGAAGCUGAGACUGAGGAUGAGACUCAUCAUGUAGAUAAUCUGUUCAUCAAUUACCUUUCUCGUAUUCACCGAGAAGAGGAUUUUGCCUUCAUGCUUCGAGGGUUCACUCGGCUGCUGAACAACCCCCUUACACAGACUUAUCUCCCUCAUUCAAUUAAGAAAGUCAAUUUCCACCAGGAGCUGCUUGUUCUUUUCUGGAAAUGUUGUGAAUACAACAAGAAAUUCCUCUAUUAUGUGUUGAAGAGCAGUGAGGUUCUGGAAAUCCUUGUUCCCAUUCUGUAUCAUCUCAAUGAUUCCAGAGCUGAUCAGUGUGAGUUGUAUUCUUCUUUGUAUGGAGAUAUCUUGAAAAAGAUUUUCUUAGAAUCAUUCAGAAAUAGAAAAGUUACAAGUGGUAUCAGUGCUAUUCACUUAGUCUUAGUCUCCAUCCAAACUGGGGGCAGGGUUUUUGGGAUGCAGGGAUUCAAUCUUUUUGUCACUGAAAUUGGUUCCCAUUCUGAUCAUGACACAUACGGCAUCACUGGGAAAGUCAUCUACUGCUUUCUGGCACGUGUCCAAGCUUAUGGCAUUCAGUUUGGUGGCAAUGGCACUGAUGAGGUCUGGGAUAUUAGGGCUCGUGUGGGACUGAUGCAUAUUGGAGUUUUCAUCUUGUUACUGUUGAGUGGAGAGAGGAAUUUUGGUGUGAGACUGAAUAAACCCUAUACAGCAAGCAUUCCAAUGGAUAUUCCUGUCUUCACUGGAACUCAUGCAGAUCUUCUGGUGAUUGUAUUCCAUAAAAUCAUCACAACAGGACAUGCAAGGCUACAACCUCUCUUUGAUUGUCUCCUCACCAUUCUUGUCAAUGUGUCUCCAUAUCUGAAGACCUUGUCAAUGGUAGCUAGCACAAAGCUCUUACACCUACUGGAAGCAUUCAGUACUCCCUGGUUCCUCUUCUCAGCUCCGAACCAUCAUCACCUCAUUUUCUUUCUUCUUGAAAUCUUCAACAACAUCAUUCAAUAUCAAUUUGAUGGGAACUCAAACCUUGUUUAUACUCUGAUUCGAAAGAGGGCUGUCUUUCAUCAGUUGGCAAACUUGGCUACAGAUUCAAGCUCGAUCCAGAAGAGUCUGAAUAAGAGAACCACCAAGGAAAAGAAGAGAAGCAAUUCAUCCUCUAGUGUGCAGUCAAAUCCAGCUUCUCUGCUUGAGUCCCCUUCAAUGGAAGGAAGUCGUCCUGCGAUGCCUGCAGAGCCUGGAACCCUGAAGGCUACUCUUGCUGCUACUCCAGGGAUUGACAAGAUGACAGAGCAAGAAAGUGCUCAUCCAUCAUCCCAGGCACUGGAGAACCUCUCAAUGCAGUUGACAUCUGCUGAACAGGAGCAUGGGGGUGGGCCCAUUCCUUCUAUGGAUCCUCCCACACAUGGAUUCUCAACCCCUCAGGGUGUUCAGCCCCCCCAUCGCUCUCGCUCCAACUCCCUUGACUCUGACACUGUACCUUUUGAAAAAAGGACUCAUCAGUCGACAGGUCAGUCGGCCUCAUCUCACUCAGAGGAUGAAUUGCCUCCUCGAGAAGAGACUGGAAGUGGAGCAGCAACACCAAAAGAGGGAUGGAAACCCAAUCCAGAGUGGGUUGCCUCAUGGAAACAAAAACUCCCUCUACAAACCAUCAUGCGUCUCCUGCAGGUUCUGGUUCCCCAAGUUGAGAAGAUCUGCAUUGACAAGGGACUGACUGAUGAGUCUGAGAUUUUGAGAUUCCUGCAGCAUGGAACCCUUGUUGGUCUUCUUCCAGUUCCUCAUCCCAUCCUCAUUCGCAAGUACCAGGCUAACUCUGGGACCACCAAUUGGUUCCGAACCUACAUCUGGGGUAUCAUUUACCUCAGGCAAAUCACUAAGGGUGUAUCCGAAUUGAAGGAAAAAGAGGGUAUAGUUUUCGAAGCUGAUGUAACUGAUGCCCAGAUCGAAGCCUCCUACGUGAAAGACCCACGCAUGUUGGAUCAUGUCAAUCUGGAAUCCUUGGGUUUCGGAGGUGGGAACUCCAGUGAAGAUGAUGGGAAGUCUCCAUUUGAGCAAUUGGCUGUGCAAAUGUAUGAUCUUACUGGGGAUGGAGGUGUUCUUAAAAAGAUGCAUGUAUCCUCCAUUGUUAAUCUUUAUGAGAUUGCAGUGCAGGUUAUCAAAGCCUUUCUUCUGCCACAGAACCUGAAAUCAGGAUCAGGAGUUGUGGUCCCUGAAAGGGCAUUUGUGAAAAUUCAUUUUGAUGCAUAUAUAGAAUACUCUGGUGAGCCAGUGGAUUCAACCUACCUUCGGGGGAAAAUGGAGGGAUUCCGACUGGGCACCCAAAAGGUAAUUCCUGGUCUUGAGCUUGCUGUUGGAAGCAUGAGGAAAGGUGAAAAGUCCCAGUUCCUCAUCCAUCAUAAGUAUGCUUUUGGGAAGAAGGGCUGCCCACCUCGCAUCCCUUCGGAGGCAAUGUUAUUGUUCUGCGUGGAGUUGUUACACUUCCUUGAAGAUGAGGAGGCUACAAUGGCAGAUAUGUCAGCAGAAGAGAGACGAAGUGCUGGUUUUGCAUUUAUUGCCAAGAUAAUCAAGAGAGACAAACGUCAGGGAACACAACUUUUUAGGGAAAAUGACUUCCGGGGAGCUGUGGGAAAGUACAAGAAAGCUUUAAGGAACCUGGAAAACUGCUGGGUUAAAGAUGAGGAGGAAGAGAAAAAGAAAAAUGCAGAGCUGGUGAAGCUUUAUCUCAAUGAAGCCCUGUGCCACUUUAAACUUGGUCACCCCACAUUAUGCAUUCAGGCUUGUAAGAAUGUCCAUCUUUUGGAUGUGAGGAACUGCAAGAACCAUUUCAGAUGGGCUCAAGCAUUGAGAUUGUUAGGUGAAUUCCCCAAUGCACGUCGUAAGCUUCGUCGUGCAGAAGAGCUGGAUCCGGGAAAUGAGGAGAUCAAGGAGGAAUUUCGGCGACUUAAAGAGGCUGAAGAGCGUGCUCGUGUAGCUGAGAAGCUCAGAUGUGAGAGGAUGCUCAAUGUCCGUCCAUUGGCACCAGAUGACAAUCUCAACUAUGCAAGAACAGGAGCUAGGCCAAAGUAUUCUUCCCCUGCAUUCAACAAAAGGAGCUCCAAUUCAUGUGAAAUACAAGACACUUGUGCUUGGGUAGGAGAUAAUUCAGAAACUUGCAACUUGACUCGAAUAAAGCCCCAGCCUGCAGCAAGCCAGUCAGAUGCUCAACAGGAGGGUUCUCAGAAUGAGAGGUCCACUGCUGAUCAAGAAAAUCGCAAGAAAACCCAAAAUUCAGGGCAAGACCUCAAUCACCAAUCACAAGAAUCUCUGGGUAAUAUUCAGAAGCAUGUUGUUGGAGAGUCACUAGAACAUGUCCUUCAGAAAGGGGAAAUGGUGGAUGGAAGCGAUCUGAUGGAUGAAGCAACCAUGGAUGCAGAACUAGAGGCAAGUUGCCAUGAUACAGCCAAGGAGCUGGAGCAGUGCUCUUGGCUGGACCCUGGCCUGGAAGCAAUCCAGAAAUCGGAAGAAGAUCUCCAGAAGACUGUUUCACCUGUGUUUGUGGAAGAAGUUGCCCACUUUAUCUCAGAUCUCUUUGAAGAUGCUCAGAAGGCAGAAGCAGAAUUCCCAGAUCUUCUAACCAAAUCUCAGAUGAACUACCUUCAGGUUCGAGCUAGGGAGAUGGGACUCUGCAUAUUGUACACAGCUCCUCUUCCUCCAUACAAGUGCAAGAUCAAAAAGCUAUGCUAUGACCACAAAGAUGUUGCAUUGGUUGUAGUGAACUUUCUCAUGGAGAAACAAGCCCACCCAGAGGGAGGGAGGGCAUCGGGGACAAUCUACUCCGAGCCUCCAGUGAGACCCAAUGCCACGAUCCCAAAAGCCAUCCAGCUAUCCCCGUCUAUACCUGGGCCUCUGUAA
This is a messenger RNA of Darwinula stevensoni, 7077 nucleotides long. Lineage: Eukaryota; Metazoa; Arthropoda; Ostracoda; Podocopida; Darwinulidae. The record is from the annotation of a GenBank genome assembly.